AUGAACACUAUCAACGUGUUCGAGGGGAAGCUUACUCGCGUGCAGGAGGAAUACGACCUCGUCUGCAGGGCAAAGGAGGCUCUAGACCUCGAGCUGACGCGUCAUACACGCCUUGAACCAGUCUUCGAGGAGCUACGCGACCUAAAAGCAGUAUGGACGGCGCUUUCUGGUGUAUGGAGCCAGAUCGGGGACCUGAGGGAGAUGUCGUGGUCCGUGGUGCAACCGAGGAAGUUGAGGCAGCAGCUCGAUAGCCUCUUGACGUCGACAAGGGACAUGCCCACGCGUAUGAGGCAGUACGCAGCGUUCGAAUACGUCCAGGACGUACUACGUGGGCUUUUGAAGUCGAACUCACUCAUUUCGGACUUGAAGUCGGAGGCGCUGAAGGACAGACACUGGAAGCAGCUCUUCAAGGUUUUGAGGCUUCCGUCUCAGAUCAGCUUGACCCUUAUGACUCUUGGCCAUGUUUAUGAUUUAGACCUCAAGAAGAAUGAUACUCCCAUACGCGAGGUUAUCAUUCAAGCGCAGGGAGAGAUGGCCCUCGAAGAGUAUAUCAAGCAAGUGAAGGAAAUAUGGACGAACUACACGCUCGAUCUUAUCAACUAUCAGAACAAGUGUCGUUUGAUCAAAGGAUGGGAUGAUCUCUUUAACAAGUGCAGCGAGAACUUGAACUCCUUGACUGCGAUGAAAUUGUCGCCUUAUUACAAGGUCUUUGAGGAAGAAGCAGGGUCAUGGGAGGAUAAACUCAACAGGAUUCAUGUACUCUUUGAUGUCUGGGUUGACGUACAGCGUCAAUGGGUAUAUCUAGAAGGCAUCUUCUCGGGCAGUGCGGACAUCAAGCACCUCCUUCCGGUGGAAAGCGCCCGUUUCCAGAAUAUCAAUGCAGAGUUCCUGACCGUGAUGAAAAAAGUGUACAAGUCGCCAUUCGUCAUAGACGUCAUGAACAUCCAGGGCAUCCAGAAGAGCUUGGAGCGUUUGGCGGACCUUUUGAAUAAGAUCCAAAAAGCGCUUGGUGAAUACCUCGAGCGCGAGCGGUCUUCGUUCCCUCGGUUCUACUUCGUCGGUGAUGAAGACCUGCUGGAGAUAAUCGGUAACAGCAAGGAUAUCGUGCGCAUCAUGAAGCACCUGAAAAAGAUGUUUGCUGGUAUUUCGACCAUCAAGCUCGAUGAGGACCUUACUCAGAUCCAGGGCAUGGCCUCGCGCGAAGGGGAGGAGGUUAAAUUCAGUGAACCUGUUUUGCUCAAGGACUUCCCCAAGAUUAAUGACUGGCUCACAAAACUCGAAUCCAUGAUGCGAUUGUCCCUUGCAGAUCUUUUAUGUGAUGCUGUCACCGAGCUACAGUCCUUCUAUGGCACUGGUUCUCCCUUGGAAAUGGACCAGCUCAUGACGUGGAUGGAGAAAUAUCCUGCACAAUUGGUCACACUAGCUGUUCAAGUUGCAUGGACUACUGCAGUUGAUGCCACUCUCGAGUCCGGCGAGCUCCCAGAACCGCCACUUGAAACAGUCAGCCAGGCACUCGACCUUCUUGCGGACAUUGUGUUGCAGGAACUGAGCCCCGUCACCCGUCGCAAGUGCGAGCACCUCAUUACCGAACUGGUCCACCAAAGAGACGUCACGCGUACACUCAUCCAGCAGCGUGUCACGGAUACCAAGGCCUUUACGUGGCUAGCGCAGAUGCGUUUCUAUUUAGACCGCUCUGUGGAGAAUCCAUUGGACAGACUUGCCAUCUGCGUCGCUGAUGCAUCGUUCCCUUACGGAUGGGAGUAUCUCGGUGUCCCUGAUCGUCUUGUCCAGACACCGUUGACAGACCGGGUGUACUUGACAUUGACUCAGGCGCUCGACAACCAGCUGGGAGGCUCACCUUUUGGACCUGCUGGUACAGGCAAAACGGAGUCUGUCAAAGCUCUUGGUGUCCAGCUGGGGCGUUUCGUUUUGGUCUUCUGUUGCGACGAGACUUUUGAUUUCCAAGCCAUGGGUCGCAUCUUCGUUGGGCUUUGUCAAGUUGGUGCAUGGGGAUGUUUUGACGAGUUCAAUCGACUUGAGGAGCGUAUUCUCAGUGCUGUGUCUCAGCAAGUACAAAGCAUUCAGCAAGGUCUUGUUGCAUUGGCGAAGAAUCCUAACAUCGAAAUCGAGCUUGUUGGCAAAAACCUCAAGAUCAGUAAGAACAUCGGUAUUUUCAUUACGACUAACCCUAACUACGCUGGUCGGUCUCAGCUCCCGCCUAACUUGACGAAAUUGUUCAGGCCGAUGGCCAUGACGAGACCUGACCGCGAGCUGAUUGCCCAGGUCAUGCUCUUCUCACAAGGUUUCCGUACAGCGGAAUCACUCGCUUCAAAGAUUGUACCGUUCUUCAAUCUUUGCGAUGAACAGCUCUCCCCCCAGCCACAUUACGAUUUCGGUCUCCGUGCUUUGAAGGCUGUCCUAGCAAGUGCUGGUAUCUUAAAGCGUGAGCGUCUGCAGAGUGCGAGAUCCGAAGAUGAGGAUGGUGUAGUUGGUCUUUCCGAUAGCAUCUCGGAGCAGAUUAUCCUCAUCCAGAGUGUCACGGAGACAAUUGUGCCGAAGUUGGUUGCUGAUGAUGUUCCUCUGCUUACAAGCCUGCUUGCUGAUGUCUUCCCCGGUACCGACUACGUUCCGGUUGACCUCGAUGCUUUACGCGAGCAAAUUCUCAAGGUUUGCGCGGAACGCCGCCUUGUCGACGGUGAUCGAUGGGUUGCCAAGAUUCUUCAACUUUAUCAGAUCCAGAAGAUUCAACAUGGUCUUAUGAUGGUGGGGCCUUCGGGUACUGGAAAGACCAAUGCUUGGCAGGUUCUGCUUGCCGCGCUUGAGAGGCUCGAUGGCAUCGAAGGAAUUCCUUAUGUCAUUGACCCUAAGGCCAUGCACAAGGACGCGUUGUACGGCACACUCGAUCCUACCACACGUGAAUGGAACGACGGGCUGUUCACCCACAUCUUGCGCAAGAUUGUUGAUGACGUUCGUGGUGAAAGCAGUAAGAGACACUGGAUCAUCUUCGAUGGUGAUGUUGAUCCUGAGUGGGUCGAGAACUUGAAUAGUGUGCUGGAUGAUAACAAACUGCUCACGCUGCCCAAUGGUGAACGUCUGAACCUCCCACCUAAUGUUCGCAUCAUGUUCGAGGUCGAGCAUCUUCGCUAUGCCACCUUGGCUACCGUCAGUCGUUGCGGUAUGAUCUGGUUCAGUGAAGACGUCAUUGAGCCAUCAAUGGUCUACCGUCACUACCUCAACACUCUGACAGCAGUGCCCCUGGAUGCGGAUGAUGAAGAUGCCGUCGAUAUGCCUGGCCGUCGUGUUGAUGCACUAGCCACAGAUGCCUCUAACUCUGCCAAUCUUGCCACUCAAGUACAGAUCGCGUCCAUUCUGGAGCGCUAUUUCAGCGACGGAGAUCUUGUCGACUCUGCCCUGACGUUCGCCGAGUCUAUAGAUCAUAUCAUGGACUUCACCUCGACACGUGCAUUGCACACUCUUUUCUCGCUAUUGAACAAGACAGCGCGAAACGUCAUCGAGUACAACCUGCAACAUUCCGAUUUCCCUCUUGCACCUGAAAAGGUAGAGCACAAACUGGCAUCGACCUUCCAACGAUGGGCCUCCGACAACUCUCUCAUUGACUUCGACGUCCAAAUCGCCACUGGUGACUGGAUUGCUUGGCAGUCCAAGGUGCCCUCCAUUGAGAUCGAUGCCCACGCCGUCACAUCUUCAGACAUUGUUGUACCUACGAUGGACACUGUGCGCCACGAAGAAGUUUUGUACUCAUGGCUGUCGGAGCACAAGCCUCUGAUGCUCUGUGGUCCUCCGGGUUCUGGAAAGACCAUGACACUGUUCAGUGCAUUGCGCAAGCUUCCCGACAUGGAAGUUGUUGGCCUGAACUUCUCUAGCGCUACCACGCCAGAGCUCAUCUUGAAAACUUUUGAGCAGUAUUGCGAGUACCGCAAGACUCCCAACGGUGUCAUUCUGGCCCCAGUGCAGAUCGGUCGGUGGUUGGUUGUCUUUUGCGACGAGAUCAAUCUGCCCGCUCAAGAUAAAUACGGCACCCAGCGAGUCAUCUCUUUCUUGCGUCAGCUUGUCGAAUGUGGAGGUUACUGGCGUGCGAAGGACAUGGCCUGGGUCAAGUUGGAGCGCAUUCAGUUUGUGGGUGCUUGCAACCCUCCUACUGAUCCUGGACGUGUACCUCUUAGCCAUCGUUUCCUUCGUCACGCUCCCCUCGUCAUGGUGGAUUAUCCUGGAGAGGUUUCCUUGAAACAGAUUUAUGGCACGUACAACAGAGCACUGUUGAAAGUGGUCCCGACCCUGCGGGCAUAUGCAGAGCCACUGACAGAUGCCAUGGUCGCUUUCUAUCUCUCAUCUCAGAAACGCUUCACGACCGAUAUCCAAGCACAUUACGUCUACAGUCCUCGCGAGCUGACAAGAUGGGUUCGUGGUAUCUACGAGGCAAUCCGGCCUUUGGAAACGUUGUCUGUCGAAGGUCUUGUGCGUGUCUGGGCGCAUGAGGCCCUGCGCCUGUUCCAAGACCGUCUUGUCACGGAGGAUGAGAAAAGUUGGACAGAUGAACACAUCGAUAACGCAGCCAUGGAGUACUUCCCGACGAUCGACCGGAAUGAAGCCCUACACAGACCGAUCCUUUUUUCCAACUGGACCUCCAAAUACUAUAUUCCUGUUGAGCGUGAGGAGCUUCGUGAGUACACGAAAGCUCGCCUCCGAGUCUUCUAUGAGGAAGAACUGGACGUGCCACUUGUUCUCUUCAACGAUGUUCUUGAUCAUGUCCUUCGGAUUGACCGGGUAUUCCGCCAGGUGCAGGGGCAUCUGCUUCUUAUUGGUGUCAGUGGUAGCGGCAAGACCACACUCUCACGUUUUGUCGCAUGGCUUAAUGGCCUUAGCAUCUUCCAGAUCAAGGUCUCCAAUAAGUACACUGGUGAUGAUUUUGACGACGAUUUACGGACAGUAUUGCGCCGAUCUGGUUGCAAGGGCGAGAAGAUUUGCUUCAUUAUGGAUGAGUCCAACGUCCUUGAUUCUGGUUUCUUGGAACGGAUGAAUACGCUCCUUGCUAACGCUGAAGUUCCUGGUCUCUUUGAAGGAGAUGAACACGCUGCACUCAUGACAGCUUGCAAAGAAGGUUCUCAAAGGGAUGGCCUGAUGCUCGACUCGCACGAGGAGCUUUAUCGAUGGUUCACUCAGCAGGUCGCUAAAAAUCUUCAUGUCGUUUUCACUAUGAACCCGCCUGAGAACGGCCUUGCUUCUCGUGCUGCUACUUCUCCUGCAUUGUUCAAUCGUUGUGUUCUUGACUGGUUCGGUGACUGGUCUGACCAGGCAUUCUAUCAAGUCGGAAUGGAGUUCACGCAUACGAUUGACCUCGAUCUACCUUCCUACACCCCUCCCGCACUCUUCCCCAUUGCAUACCGCGAAUUGUCCAUGCCACCAGUCCAUCGCACAGCAGUGGUGAACGCAUUGGUUUACGUUCAUUCGUCAUUGCAUCAGAUCAACCAACGUUUGAGCCGCCGGCAGGGUCGCUAUAACUACGUCACACCGCGUCACUAUUUGGACUUCAUUAAUCAAUACGUUCGUCUCUUCAAUGAGAAACGUGAUGAGCUCGAGGAGCAACAGCGCCAUCUGCAUGUUGGUCUCGACAAGCUGAAGGAUACCGUCACUCAAGUCGAGGAGCUGCGCAAGAGUUUGGCCAUCAAGCGAUCUCAACUGCAAGCGAAAGAUGCUGAAGCCAACGAGAAGCUCAGGCGUAUGGUUGCAGAUCAACAGGAAGCCGAACAGAAGAAAACUGCUUCAAUAGAGAUCCAGGCGGCUCUUGUUGAACAAGAUAAAAAUAUUGCGCAACGUCGUUCGGUUGUCAUGGCGGACUUGGCUGACGCGGAACCAGCUGUCCUGGAUGCCCAGUCCGCUGUUAGCAGCAUCAAGAGGCAGCAUCUCCAAGAGGUCAGAACCAUGGCGAACCCUCCUGAAGCAGUGAAACUUGCUAUGGAGUCCGUGUGUACCCUGCUGGGACACAAAAUCGACAGCUGGCGUACUGUUCAGGGUAUCAUUCGUCGGGAUGACUUCAUUCAGAGGAUCGUCAACUUUGACACCAAUAGUCAAAUGACGAAGCCCCUUCGCGAGCUGAUGAAAAGGGACUUCUUGAGCCGACCUUCGUUCAACUUCGAAACAGUGCAGCGUGCGAGUAAAGCUUGCGGUCCCCUGGUGAAAUGGAUUCUCGACAAGGUGGAACCUUUGCGCAAUGAGGUCCAAUCACUGGAGUCGCAGGCAGAUAUGACAAAGAAACAGGCCUCCCAGAUCAUCACCAUUGUCGCCGAGUUGGAAUCCAAAAUUGCGACCUAUAAAGAGGAGUAUGCAUUGCUUAUCAGCGAGACUCAGGCUAUCAAAUCGGAGAUGGAGCGUGUGCAGAGUAAAGUGGACAGGAGCAUGAAACUUCUUGAGAGUUUGUCAUCGGAGAAAGGCCGUUGGGAGUCGGGGAGUCGCACAUUCGACGCGGAGAUGAGCACCAUUGUUGGCGAUGUCCUACUUUCAGCUGCCUUUUUAGCUUAUGGUGGCUUCUUCGAUCAACAUUAUCGUGAGGUCAUGUGGCAAGAAUGGUCGAGCCAUCUUCACGAAGCAAGCAUCAAGUUCAAGCCAGAGCUUUCGCUCACGGAGUAUCUAUCGACUGCUGAUGAUCGCCUGAGCUGGCAAUCGAAGUCACUCCCAUCGGACAAUUUGACCACGGAGAACGCAAUCAUGUUGAAACGUUUCAACCGCUACCCUCUUAUUAUCGAUCCCACAGGGCAAGCCACUACAUUCCUUCUCAACGAAUACAAGGACCGCAAGAUCACUGUCACCAGCUUCUUGGAUGAGGCAUUCCUCAAGGUCCUUGAGAGCGCUCUUCGUUUCGGGAAUCCUUUACUUAUUCAAGAUGUCGAACAUCUCGACCCUAUCCUGAACGCUGUGCUGAACAGGGAAAUCCGGAGAACUGGUGGUCGUGUUCUCAUCCGCCUUGGCAGCCAGGACAUCGACUUCUCUCCUUCGUUUACCAUGUUUUUGUCCACUCGCGACCCCUCCGUCGAGUUCUCUCCAGAUAUCUGCAGCAGGGUAACGUUUGUCAACUUCACCAUGACGAGGAGUAGUCUCCAGAGUCAGUCGCUAGAUCAAGUUCUUAAAGUCGAACGUCCGGACACUGAACGCAAGAGAACUGAUCUGAUGAAGGCCCAAGGAGAGUUCAGACUUCGCCUUCGUACGCUGGAAAAGUUGCUGCUGCAAGCUCUCAAUGAAUCAACGGGUAACAUUCUUGACGAUGACAAAGUCAUCAGCACCUUGGAGACCCUCAAACGAGAGGCUGCGGACAUUACUCACAAGGUUGAAGAAACGGAUAUCGUUAUGAAGGAGGUUGAGCAAGUGACUGCGGAGUACCUGCCUCUGGCGCAGGCAUGCAGUUCCGUCUUUUUCAUUCUUGAGCAACUUAACCUGGUCAACCACUUCUAUCAAUUCUCGCUGCGGUUCUUCCUGGACAUAUUCGACUACGUUUUGCAUCACAAUCCUAAUCUCAAGAACGUAUCCGACCAUCAUCGUCGGCGCGAGAUCCUCCUCAACGACUUGUUCUUAAUCGUCUACAAGCGGACUUCUAGGGCUCUUCUUCAUCGUGAUCAUGUGAUGCUUGCCGUUCUUCUGGCUCAAGUCAAGCUCCGCGGAAUGGAAGAUAUCAGCGAUGGAUUGGAGUUCCUGCUGGAGAGCGGGCAAGGCGUUGCAGUUUCUACAGCUCCCUCUACAGAGCACCCUACCCCUUCGAUACUGACGCCAGAUCAGAUGAUGCACUUGGAGAGCUAUGCCAAACAAUCCUUAUUCAAGCCAGUUCUCAACAACAUAUUGGAGCACCCAGAUGAUUGGAUUCCUUUCCUGCAAUCGAGUAGUCCUGAAUCUAUUGUUCCAACUCCCUGGGAACCCAAUACACCUGUCGUCGAAGCACUGCGUUCAAUGCUGAUUGUCAAGUGCCUUCGGCCCGACAGACUGUUGCAGUCCACAGCCCUAUUCGUUCGAAAUGUGUUCCAGAGCGACCUUUCAUCUGAUUUGGAUCUGGGCGCCAUGGUCGCGAAUGAGGUGCCGGCAGUGACUCCUUUGGCCCUUGUAUCGGUUACUGGUUAUGAUGCCAGUUACCGUGUAGAGAACCUCAUACAAUCUACUGGUGCACGUUCCUCCUCAGUGGCCAUGGGUUCUCAAGAAGGUUUUACGUUGGCAGACCAAGCAAUCGCAGCAGCAUCCCGUCAAGGGACAUGGGUGCUUCUGAAGAACGUGCAUCUCGCUCCUACGUGGCUAGGACAGCUGGAGAAGAAGCUCCAGACAUUGAAUCCUCAUCGAAACUUCCGCCUUUUCCUGACCUUAGAAGCGAAUCCUUCCAUUCCUGUAAACAUCUUACGCCAGUCACGCAUCAUCAUGAAUGAGCCUCUGCCAGGAAUCAAAGCAAACCUCUUGGACUCACUUGGAUCCAUAACGCCACAGCGGCUGGCGCAAGGUCCAUCAGAGAAGAUACGUCUGUACUUCCUAUUGGCGUGGUUCCAUGCUGUUGUCCAAGAGCGUCUCCGCUAUGUUCCAUUAGGUUGGAGCAAAACUUACGACUUCAACGACUCUGAUAUGGCCUCGGCUUUCGGAACCAUCGACACUUGGCUCAAUGCAGUUGCUAAAGGACGAGCAAACGUAGACCCAGCAAACAUUCCUUGGGAUGCCCUUAGAACGCUGAUCAAGCAGUCCGUCUAUGGAGGAAGAGUUGACAGUGAUUUUGACCAGCGCAUUUUGGACGCCUUUGUCGACAAGCUCUUUACCCCUGCUGCAUACAACGUUGACUUCGACCUCGUUCCAACCAUCGGUGAAGACCAUGCGCUUGAAGCUCCUGAUGGCACUAAACUAGAGCAUUUCUUGACCUGGGUUCAACGCCUGCCUGAUCGCGAACCACCUGCAUGGCUAAGCCUCCCUCCAACCGCAGAGCGUGUUAUUGCUGUAGCGCAAGCUCGGAAAUGCCGCUGGUCCCUCAAAAGUCAGACCCCGCAGCAACCUGCAUGGAUGCGCAACCUUCACGAGCGAUGUCGUGAGUGGCUUACGCAACUGCCUUCGACAUUGAAUACUCUGCCAAAGCAAUCCAAUGACAAUCCUGAUCCUCUCUAUCGUUUGUUCUUCCGGGAGGCCUCGAUUGGACGCAAACUUCUCGACCAGGUUUGCAAGGACCUGGCAGACGUAGUGAAGGUGUGCGAUGGAGAACUGAAGCAGACAAAUCACUUGCGAACUUUGAUGAGCUCCCUGACAAAAGGAACUAUUCCUUCUCACUGGAGGAGAUACAAGGUGCCAAAGGCCAUGUCCGUGUCAGAGUGGAUUCCAGAUCUGGCUCGUCGGUUGACCCAGCUCGAUGGCAUAACGAGUGUGCAACAAAAUCUUUCCAACGUGGAGGUGUGGCUUGGUGGACUGUUCUUCCCCGAAGCAUAUAUCACAGCGACCCGUCAAGCUGUGGCGCAUCGCAAACGGUGGAGUCUUGAGACGCUUCACCUGCGCCUAGACAUUGGCCAGAUGAACGAUCCCGGUGCAUUCAUUGUUGAUGGCCUUAUUCUGGAGGGCGCUGCUUGGGACACCGAGAAUGAAAAGUUGAUCCUCAAUGACGGGCAGGCUGUCCGACUCAAUGCCUCUCAAGUUCGCUGGGUGCAAGAUGACUCCAGUAACGAGGAACAGCCUACCGACCUAGUCACGUUGCCAGUUUACCUCAACAAUGACCGCAGUGAUGUGAUGUUUACGGUGGAUCUACCAUUUGAUAGACAUUCAGCGUCGCUGGUAGCAAUGAGGGCUGUUUGUCUCACCGCAAGGGGUUGA
Suillus subalutaceus is the source of this 9828-nucleotide messenger RNA. RefSeq names its product dynein heavy chain and region D6 of dynein motor-domain-containing protein. The transcript has 20 exons. The record is from RefSeq and is a predicted model, not a curated record. Gene Ontology annotation, cellular component: dynein complex. Lineage: Eukaryota; Fungi; Basidiomycota; Agaricomycetes; Boletales; Suillaceae. Gene Ontology annotation, molecular function: dynein intermediate chain binding; ATP hydrolysis activity; ATP binding. Gene Ontology annotation, biological process: microtubule-based movement. Bases 1 to 9828 code for a protein of 3275 amino acids.